CAUCGAUCAGUAAUUCCACCAUCAUCUCAAUAUCGAGACUAUCAAGAGAAAAGCUCCACGAGUGGAGGAAAGGCACGACAUCAUCCCCCAUCCAUAAGCUAAGGUAGCUACAUCGUCCGACAAUGUCGACUAAGCGUAUCACCAAGGAAUUUGCAGAGAUUUCUCAAAACCCGCCUGAGGGUUUCACUGUUUCCCUUCCACCAAACCAGUCCAUCCACACCUGGCAUGUAACCCUCACGGCACCCGAGUCAACUCCCUACUACCCAGGCAAAUUCGGAAUCCUCCUGACCCUGCCAACCGAAUACCCCUUCAAGCCGCCUGUCGUUAAGUUCGUCACUCGUAUCUAUCACCCCAAUGUCACAAACGAAAGCCCAGGCAACAUCUGCCUUGGCCUCCUCAAGCCCGAUUCCUGGAAACCCAGCACGAAGCUCUCCGCCGUUCUUGAGGCCCUUCGUAAUCUCCUAAUUGAGCCCCAGAUCGACAGCCCUCUCGAGGAGCGCAUUGCUCAAGAAUAUCAGACCAACCGUACCGAGUUUGAUAAAGCCGCCAAAACCCAGGCUGAGCAGUAUGCAAUGGGCUCACCUGUUUUCCCUACAGUUGCCUAGAAUGACAGCGAUGGAAACAACAGGGGCAGCGACGAAGUACCACGACCCCGCGGUAUAGAUGCCGCUCCUGCACCUCCUGCUCCU
Messenger RNA from Fusarium redolens, 689 nucleotides. RefSeq names its product ubiquitin-conjugating enzyme/RWD-like protein. The transcript is spliced from 2 exons. NCBI's taxonomy places the organism in Eukaryota, Fungi, Ascomycota, Sordariomycetes, Hypocreales, Nectriaceae. The coding region runs from base 123 to 605 and encodes 160 amino acids. The record is from RefSeq and is a predicted model, not a curated record.